GGCAUUCAUUGAAUUUUACAAGCAGAAACGUCAGUAAAGUGAAAAUGUGUGUUUCUAAUAGGCUCAAGGAACUUCAAUAAAGGAAGAUAAUACUGAUGAAUUAAUUUGCUGAAGCUGCAAGCAAGGGGUUUUGUUUGUUUGUUUGUUUUUAAAUUUAAAUGGAUCCUGUUUUCAAUAAGCAGCAUGAAGGAGGAGUCUUGCCAGGGCCCUGCCAUAUGAAAUGGAAGACAGCUUGUUCUCUGUCUGAUGAAAUUUGGGAUGAAAGACGGCAACCACAACCUCUAACCUCAUCUCAGAACUGCCAGAGGAUAACUGUAGAAACCACUUGGACUGCUGCAAAGUCUGGCCACAGGGAUGGGCAGGAUGCGUUCCCAUGGUUUGGAAUGGAUAUCGGUGGAACACUGGUUAAACUGGUCUACUUUGAACCUAAGGACAUUACUGCAGAGGAGGAACAGGAGGAGGUGGAAAACCUGAAAAGCAUUAGGAAAUACUUGACCUCUAAUACAGCCUAUGGUAAAACUGGCAUUCGCGAUGUCCACCUUGAACUGAAAAAUUUGACUAUGUGUGGACGCAAAGGAAACCUGCACUUCAUCCGCUUUCCCAGCUGUGCCAUGCACAGGUUCAUACAGAUGGGGAGUGAAAAGAACUUCUCCAGUUUGCACACUACGCUCUGUGCCACAGGAGGUGGAGCUUACAAGUUUGAGGAGGAUUUUAGAACGAUUGCUGACCUACAGCUCCACAAACUGGAUGAAUUGGACUGUUUGAUCCAGGGCCUCCUUUUUGUUGAUUCUGUUGGUUUCAAUGGCCAACCAGAGUGCUAUUACUUUGAAAAUCCCACAGAUCCUGAACAGUGCCAGAAAAAGCCUUACUGCCUUGAUAAUCCAUAUCCUAUGCUGCUGGUUAACAUAGGCUCAGGGGUCAGCAUCCUAGCUGUGUAUUCUAAGGACAAUUAUAAGAGAGUUACAGGAUCCAGUCUUGGAGGAGGAACGUUCCUGGGCCUGUGCUGUCUGCUCACUGGCUGCGAGACGUUUGAAGAAGCGCUAGAAAUGGCCGCAAAAGGAGACAGCACCAAUGUGGAUAAGCUGGUGAAAGAUAUUUAUGGAGGAGACUAUGAGCGGUUUGGCCUUCAGGGGUCUGCUGUAGCAUCCAGCUUUGGUCAUAUGAUGAGUAAAGAAAAGAGAGAUUCCAUCAGUAAAGAGGACUUGGCCAGAGCUACUUUGGUCACCAUCACCAACAACAUAGGUUCUAUUGCUCGCAUGUGUGCACUGAAUGAGAACAUUGACAAAGUGGUAUUUGUUGGCAACUUUCUCAGAAUUAAUAUGAUUUCUAUGAAGGUGCUAGCAUAUGCUAUGGAUUAUUGGUCCAAAGGACAGCUGAAAGCUCUGUUUCUGGAACAUGAGGGUUAUUUUGGAGCUGUUGGUGCUCUUCUAGAAUUGCUUAAAAUGACAGAUGAUCAGUGAUGAAGCUGUCUGAAGAGAUUCCUACUGCAGAUGCUGCUGGAUAAGAGUGAAAGCCACUACAAGGAUGGAAACAAAGCCAUUAUGGUAGUUCUACCUGCUGGAUUUGUAAAUAAUUUAAAAUCCUUUUAGCUAAUCUUUAACUUCUGGGUUUUGACCUUAUACUUCAGAAUUCAUACUGGGAAUUAUGAGGAUUUUUUUUCUGUACACUGUAUUUUUUAGAGGAAAAAAAUGUGCGAAGUGGCCAAACAUACAGAUUUUAUGGAUUUAUUUUAAAAAACGGAUACUGUUUAAUGUAGGACCUGUGAUAUGAGGCAUCUGCUUUUCUUCUGGGGUUUACUGAUUAGUGUGGUAAUUUUAACUUCAUUUAGUAAUCACUCUAGGAGAUUUUUUAAUCUUAUUUUCAUGACGUUUCAUGAUUUCUUCUUGGUUUCGAAUGAAACUACAAAGAUGAUGCAUUUUACUGUGAAAACUAGUCAUUUUUUUGCCUUUCCUUUCCUCAUUAGACGAGACACUUUUUUAUUUAACACCCCCCUGCUCCCCCAAAAAAUAAAUUUACAAGCCUUCUGUGGCUAAAUGUGUUUCUUGGCAGGACUAUGAGAAGGCUUGGCAGGGGUAGGGGGUUUAAGGUCGUAAUUUUUUGGUAGUCAUGAAUUGCAACAGGAACAGACUGCCAGCUGGUUUUGCAGGACUAAUUUUUCUCUAUAAUAAAAAUCUUAAACAAGAUGUGAAUUAAAAUUUUAAUUGUUGAAUUGACAAUUAAAUUGAAUUGUUUCUGUUGAAAAGCUCUGAUCUGAAGAGUUUCGUAGUAGAGAUGUUAUUUAUGUGGUACAUACUUGGCAUUAGAUGGUAAAGGGAGAUUGUUUUCAUUUAUUUUUCUGUAGUCUGCAAGUUUUAACUUGUUCUUAAUUGAAAACAACUAAUAACUGCAUUAUUCAAAGCCCAGUUACUAAAAUUAGAGAAGUACAGACUAAUGUACUUUCUGCUUUUAAGUUAAUGUGAACUUUCCCUCCAGGGCACGAAAAUUUGAAUGUUCGCCCCAGUGCAGUAUUUUCUACCUUUUUUGAUUUGUGGACCUCUCUAGAUUUUUUUUUUUUCAAGUUGAAUUGAGACCCCUUUGAAAUCUAUGUACUGAGGUUGCUGCAGAGCAUAUAUCAACUUGCUUUUCUUAGACACCUUGAGGACUCACAAAUGAGAGGCUGAAGAAAAGUUCAUAAAUUAUUUUGUCUUGCAAGACUGUAUAUGAUGUCACAUAAUGUAAAGGAUCAUCAGAGGGACAGUAUAAAAUUCAGACACAUGUGUUAUCCAGUAUAUUUUUGGAAGGGGGUUUAUUUCACUUUUCUAAGUCAUUCUUUUCCAUAUCUCCCAAAUGCUGAAAAAAAGGUGAUAUUAACUAAAGUGUUAACUUGUCUAAUGGAAAUAAAGACCACUACUGUUUUGACAGUUUUAA
Molecule: messenger RNA, 2907 nt
Organism: Chiroxiphia lanceolata (lance-tailed manakin)
Lineage: Eukaryota; Metazoa; Chordata; Aves; Passeriformes; Pipridae
Gene: PANK1
Product: pantothenate kinase 1
Exons: 8
Coding region: 159-1460 (433 amino acids)
Biological process (GO): coenzyme A biosynthetic process
Cellular component (GO): cytosol; nucleus
Molecular function (GO): pantothenate kinase activity; ATP binding
Source: RefSeq, a predicted model, not a curated record